AGUCCUUGGCGCACGGGGAGCCCAAACGUGUUCUCUGGGGACACCGUGAGCCGUCUUUUUCUCUCCCGAGAUAGAGGGCUCGCAACUGCUUAUCCUUUUCCCCAGGGACCUGUGUCCUGCAUGGCAGGACCCGGGUGGUAAAGGCUCAUGCCCCCAUUUUACAGCUUAUCCACCUCAACACUCAAACUUGCCCUCAAAGAGGAAGGAAUGUUCACUAUUUUCCUCAUAGUCUGAUUCCAGAUUUCUUCUCCUGGAAAGUCUGAUUUUUGACCAGAUGGCUGUAACAUUUGAAGAUGUGACUGUCAUUUUUACUUGGGAGGAGUGGAAAUUCCUGGAUUCUUCUCAAAGAAAGCUCUACAGAGAAGUCAUGUGGGAGAACUACACAAAUGUCACGUCAGUAGAAAACUGGAAAGAGAGCUACCAAACCGAAGCAGGAUUUGGAUAUCUACAACAUGAAAAUCUUUCCUGCUGGCAAGCUUGGAGGAAUGCUGACAGUCAGAUAUAUGAGAAUCAAAACUAUAUGGAAACCAUUCUAGAAAAAGAUUCCAAAGACCUAAAGCAGCAAGAACUUUCCCAUCGUCAAGAAUGGUUAAUACUCUCCACACAAAUGCCGGAGUAUGGGAACUAUGAACUGACUUUUGAAAGCAAAAAUUCCAGGAACUUAAAAUAUACAAAGUUUACACCUGGGCAGUCUUUAGAAACAAAACAUACUCAAGACUCUGGUAGAGAAAUCUAUGUAAAUGAUUUACAUGAUUUUCAAGGAAGCAGAUACCAUCUUGAUAUAGCCAGGAAAAAUCUCUCCAUAGGAAAAGAAAAGAAGCCCAGAGUUCAGCAUUCCCAUGUCCCAAAAGAAGAAGCCCUUCCAGAGUACAUUGGGGAGAUACAUCAAGAUGAUCUCCUGAAACACUCUAUGGAAGAGAAAUGCUGUGGGUGUAGUAAAUGUAAAGAAACUUAUUUUUGGAAUUCACAGUGUCUUUUCCACAAAACAAAUGAAUUUGGAGAAAAGUUCUAUCAAUGCUCCAUCAGUGCAGCAUGCUUCUCUCAGAGACCAGACCUAUGUAGACACCCAAGAAUCCACAUAGGUAAGAAACUAUAUGAAUGUGAAGUUGGUGAUAAUUUUAGUCAAAGCUUAGGUGUUCACUUUCAUCAGAGAGUUCACACAGCAAAAGUACCUUUUAUAUGUAACAUGUGUGGUAAGAACUUCAGUCAGAUCUCAAAUCUUCACAAUCAUCAAAGAGUCCAUACAGAAGAGAAACUCUAUAAAUUUCAGUGUGAUAAAGACCUCAGUAGAAAUUCCUUACUUCAUAUUCACCAGAGACUUCACUUAGGAGAGAAACCUUUUAAGUGCGAUCAGUGUGGUAAGAGUUUUAGUCGGAGUUCAGUACUUCAUGUUCACCAGAGAGUCCACACAGGAGAGAAGCCAUAUAAGUGUGAUUUGUGUGGUAAGGGCUUCAGUCAGAGCUCAAAUCUUCGAAUUCAUCAUUUAGUUCAUACAGGAGAGAAGUCUUACAAAUGUGAAGACUGUGGUAAGGGCUUUACCCAGCGCUCAAAUCUUCAAAUUCAUCAGAGAGUGCAUACAGGAGAGAAGCCUUAUAAAUGUGAUGACUGUGGAAAGGACUUUAGUCACAGCUCAGAUCUUCGCAUUCAUCAGAGGGUCCAUACAGGAGAGAAACCCUAUACUUGUCAUGAAUGUGGGAAAGGCUUCAGCAAGAGUUCAAAGCUUCACACUCAUGAGAGAGUACAUACUGGAGAGAAACCCUAUAAAUGUGAACAAUGUGGUAAGGGAUUCAGUCAGCGUUCACAUCUUCUCAUUCACCAGAGAGUCCAUACAGGAGAAAAACCUUAUAAAUGUGAUGAUUGUGGAAAGGGAUUUAGUCACAGCUCUAAUCUUCACAUUCAUCAGAGGGUCCAUACAGGAGAGAAGCCUUAUCGAUGUGCAAAGUGUGGUAAGGGUUUCAGUCAUAGUUCAGCUCUUCGAAUUCAUCAACGAGUCCACACAGGAGAGAAACCUCGUAAAUGCCAUGAGUAUUAUAAGGGAUUUGAUCAGAAUUCACAUCUUCAUAAUAGUCACAGAAGAGAAACCUUAUAAUUCUAUUAACAGCUUUCAUUAAUCUUAACCAUAACCUGAAUUCCAAUAAAUGAUGUUUGGAAGAAAUUCUAUUAACAACCUAAGUAGCCCCAAGCAACGUUUUACAGUUUCUCCCUAACUCCCACUAAGAAUCCUGUUCCUCAAGAGGAGCUCCUUAGGAUUCCUAUAUAUUUAAAAUUAAAGUGUAUUUUCUUUUUCUACUAAAAUAUCAUUAUAAAAUUUAUACAGGAUUUAAGGAGGGAACUCUUUAUCCUGUUUCAAUCUAUUCUUUGUGUGUGCAUGAAAUCAUACUAUAUGUUUAACUUUGUAUUUUUACUGACUUCAAAUUUUGGUCUGAAUUGAAAUUGGGUAACUAUGAAACAACAUCUCUAGAAAGCCACAGGGGGAAAAAAAAAAAAAAGGAACCAAGAUUGAAACUCAAACUGGUAGAUAAAUUAUUGCUCAAAUGUUGGAGAAUUACCUUUUGAGCAAGUAGAAUUCAAUUACUUAUGAUAAAAGAUAGGAAAAUAUUGAAUAACCAUGUAUCUGAGAUAGGAUGGCUUAGAGAUGUUAUCUCCCAACCAGAAAACUCAGGGACCAUCCUUUUGUUGCAGGCGUACUACACUUCAUGUGACCAUUAUGCACUUACCCUCUCCCACUUUUCCACAUUUGUUCAUGGAUUCAGACACCAAGUAACAAGAAGUACAAAAUCUACUUUUUCUCCAUAAGAUGUAAAAGAUGUGGACAAAAGUUAAUAAGGGUAAAUGCUAGAAACUGAAAAUACUCCAUUUGUUUAUAAUUAGAAAUCCAAGCAGACAUUGAUCUAAUUGCUGUAGAGUGUUUCUGUCUGCUAGAAACAAAAUUGAAACUCAGAGCCAUGUGCAAAAAAUGCACUCACAAGAUUAUUAUGUAAGGAGAAUUUGGCCAUUAUAAAAAUGGAAUAGAGUCAACAGGAAUAAACAAGUCUUAACUACUGAUAUACAAAUAUGUUUAGGUAUCUCUUACCAAGAAAAUAAGUUUGUAUUUGUUUAAGGAAAUAAGAGGAAUUUGUGAUACCAAACAAAGGGAUAUCAUUGUAAAGACUUAGAUCUAUACCUCUGAAAAUUAGCUAUUUGUUUCCUGAAAAAAUUAAAAAAAAUUGGUGUCCUCAAUAGCAUAACAGAAAGCUUGAAAUCAAUAGAACUAGAGUAGAAGUCUAUAAGUAGAGUCUCUAAGAUAAAAAAAAAAUGUAAUGAAGAGGGGAUGACAGGAAAAUUUUAAAUGCACUAUCAAAGUAAGACAGUAAGGAGUAGAAUUGGUAAUGCAGAAUAUCAAAUACUAUAAUACACUUGAGAUGACUUUAUUAAGGAUAAUAAGGUGAAAACAAUAAAACAAGACAUAUAAGGUACAGAGAAUGGAAAUUCAUAAAAGAAAAUACUUGGAAUAGAAUCAAUGAUCAGAAAAAUUAAGACUUUUUUUCCUGAGCUAAAAGUGUAUGCCCACUAGAUUUUAGACAAGCCCAUAAUAAAAACAAUGCUUAGAAACAGCAUAGGGAAAAAAGAACAAUUGAAAGCAUGCUGAAAGAAAAAUUCUGGUUAUCUACAAGAUCUAAAAGACAAAGGAUAAAGAGGUUUGCAACCUGAGUGUUAAAGGAACAACACCUUCACAAUUUUGAGAUUAAAAAACCCUAUCAAGUAGAUUAUCUACUAUAUGUGCAGAUAACAAGGUAGAUAAACAAAGCAUAUACAUGUGCCUUUCAUAAAGAGAACUUAAAAUGUGGAAGCCAAGGCAUAAAAAGACUAGUGAAGAACACUAAAGGCAGUUAAGUAGGCAGUGAAGUAAACUUUAUAAAAGUUAAAAUAUUUUAAAUAGUUGUACAGGAAAAUAAUAUACAAAUGCUAAAUAAUAAAGAUUAUAUAUAUAAUAUAUAUAUAAAAUCUGGAUGGGGGAGUGAUCCAAUAAGAUGCAGAAUAGCCAAUUAAGUUUAAUUUCAUAUAAACUAUAUUUUUAGUAAUAAAAAUGUCUCAAAUAUUGCAUGGGACUUACAUUAAUUUGUUAUGAAUUUCAAAUUUAUCUAGGCAUUCUGUUGCCUGAAAGUUAGAGAGUAUGGAUGAAAGUGGGAAAAUGCUAAAUUUAUUUAAAUAGGUUAAAUCCCCCUUUAAGAAAAUUUAAAAACUUAUUUAUAUGCUAUUACUAAUGAAAAGAUUGAAACAAAGUAAUGAUUAUAAUAUAGGUGAAGGUUUAUUAGGCAGUCAUAAAGAAGUGCUUAUAUUUCUAAAAUUUUAAAUGAACUAAUUUUGCACACUAAGGUAGGAAGAAAUGAAAAAUAUAAUAGUUUCCUGAACUCUUGCAAUAAGAUGAUAAUGGAUAGGGAAAAAAGGUUUAGAAAAAGGGACAAAUAAAAAUGUAGAAUGAAAAUAAUGAAAAACAUUUAAUUGAAUACAAUAAAAAUAGAAAAAUCUUAAGGUAUUUUUAGAGGAAGUUCCUAAAUUAUAGCUUUAAAUUUUUUGAUUUUUUUUAAAAAUCAAAAUCCUUAUGAGAUUUGAAAUUUAAAAAGAUCUAAAGUUCUUGAAGAACAGACAUUGGAAAAGAAAAAGAUUAAUGAGAUUGCUCCAAAAUUAUGAAGUUAAAGUAAUGGAGAAUUUGAUUAUAUAUUUGAAAAAAAAAGUUCACAAUAAUUAUCCACUAAAUAGUUGAGACCUGUAUAUGGAUUGCCUAUGCAUAAAUAUUCAUACAUAUGCUUAUAUACUUCACAUGAUAAAACUCUAUGAAUGAAAAGAUCAUUCAGUAAAUGUUGCUUAAUUAGCUUGUGAAAAAUUAGACUUUUAUCUCAUGACUACAUAUGUAUGUAUGUGAUAUAUUGAUUAUAAAGCACAAGUCUUCAAGCCGUGUUCCAUGAACUUCCAUACGGUUUCAUGAAGACUGGUGUGCAUCAAAAACAAAACCACCACAAAUUUAACCCCACUUUUAUCUGAUUCAUAAUAUUAGCAAAAGAUUUCAUUUCAAAGAAACCCAAAGUUCUACCCCUUUGAACAUGUUUAAAAUACACUAGCGUUGGUUUUUAAUAUGGUUGAAAACAUGCAUUUUUGAGUCAGAUGAGAGUUCAGAAAAAAAAUACCCAAGAAUUUGUAUACAUAAACGUUGCGUUCAGAAUAGGAAAAAUACUUGUCAUAAUGAGUUAUGAACUUUUAUAAAAUCAACAAGAUGGACACCUAGUAAAAAAAUUGGCAGAGGACAUCAAUAGAACAAAGCUAUGAAAUACCACUUUAUUAUCAAAAAUAAUAGCUAUUUUCAGUGAGAGUAUAGAGUGAUGGAUACUUGUACACUAUGUUGAUGGUAAACUCACUUUCUGAAAUUUAUUUGACCAAUCAUGAGCCUUAAAAUUGAUACUCUUUCUUAUAUUUAGGACUCUCUCUCUCUCUCCCUCUCGUCUCCAAGGGCAGAAACCUCAAUAUAGGAACUUGCUGUAGAAAGCCAUUAGACAUUGAGGCUACUCUUUCAAGAGUGUAUUUCUUUCUCUUUGGAUAUCCACUUUUCUCCCUGCAGACUAACCUUCCUGUCUACUCAUUCUAUCCGCACUUAAAAUUGUCACAUCUCUGAAUACAAUGUUGUUUUUCUUUUUCCAAAUUCCAUAGCCCACAACUAACUUGUAAUUUCCUGCUGGGUCUCUAUUCAGAUUUCUGAGUGGGGGAAGAAAAUUAGCUAUCUUUAUUAUUACUGCCUCUGGACAAGCCUGAGACCAGGGUAAACUAUAAGCUACUCAAAAGUAUUUAGAUUGGUUAGUUUUGCAUCAGAUAUUUGCUCUGAUUCCUUCCUGGGGCCAGGGUGAGGUGAUAUGGCAUGUAACAUUGUCAUUAUGGUCUGAUCUUCAGGUAGUUUUCUUCAGAAAUUGGUGGGUUUGGACCAAGUGUUCUAAAAUAUAACACACAAAGAUAAAUGUUUAUGAUAUUAUUGCAGUUUUCUUAAUGCUGCCCUACCUCCAAAAUAGGGAAGUCAAAUACAUUGUGAUGCAUCUAUAGGUUGGAAUGUUGUACAGUCAUUAAAACAUGUAUUUUCAAACAAUAUUGCUAUAAGAAUAUACUUAUGGUGUUAAGUGAGGAAUACAAGAUACAGAACUGUAUAUGGGGGUAUGAUUCUUUAUAUUUAUAUAUAUAUUUCCAUGGGGAAAAUAUUGGACACAAACAAAAUUGAAUAUAUACAAAAUGUUAGUGGGUUUCUGUGAUAGGAUGGAUUGUGGUUAUCUUUAUGUUCAUACUUUUCAUGUAUUUUUUAUAUUUUUAUUGGUGUUUUAUUUUCAUAAACAAUAAAAAUCA
Talpa occidentalis (Iberian mole) is the source of this 6360-nucleotide messenger RNA. RefSeq names its product zinc finger protein 214 (gene ZNF214). The transcript is spliced from 4 exons. Gene Ontology annotation, biological process: negative regulation of transcription by RNA polymerase II. The record is from RefSeq and is a predicted model, not a curated record. Bases 275 to 2089 code for a protein of 604 amino acids. Gene Ontology annotation, molecular function: DNA-binding transcription repressor activity, RNA polymerase II-specific; RNA polymerase II cis-regulatory region sequence-specific DNA binding. Lineage: Eukaryota; Metazoa; Chordata; Mammalia; Eulipotyphla; Talpidae.